ACGCUCGUCUGGCGAAGCGAGGGGGCAGGACCAUGGCCAUCACGCCCCGCCACUACCUGGACUUCAUCAACCACUACGCCAACCUGUUCCACGAGAAGCGCAGCGAGCUGGAGGAGCAGCAGAUGCACUUAAACGUUGGGCUGAGGAAAAUAAAGGAGACAGUAGACCAGGUAGAAGAACUGCGUCGGGACUUGAGGAUAAAGAGCCAGGAACUAGAGGUGAAGAACGCGGCAGCCAAUGACAAGCUGAAAAAGAUGGUGAAGGACCAACAGGAGGCCGAGAAGAAAAAGGUCAUGAGCCAAGAAAUCCAGGAGCAGCUGCACAAACAGCAGGAGGUGAUUGCUGACAAGCAGAUGAGCGUCAAGGAGGACCUUGACAAGGUGGAGCCUGCGGUCAUUGAGGCCCAGAACG
Dipodomys ordii (Ord's kangaroo rat) is the source of this 411-nucleotide messenger RNA. Its product is annotated as cytoplasmic dynein 1 heavy chain 1-like. Gene Ontology annotation, molecular function: dynein light intermediate chain binding; dynein intermediate chain binding; minus-end-directed microtubule motor activity. Gene Ontology annotation, biological process: microtubule-based movement. The transcript has 3 exons. The annotation marks the transcript as partial. Gene Ontology annotation, cellular component: dynein complex. The record is from RefSeq and is a predicted model, not a curated record. Lineage: Eukaryota; Metazoa; Chordata; Mammalia; Rodentia; Heteromyidae.